AUUAGCGACGACAACCUUUGGUCAAUCAGUCAUUCAGUCAGUUCGGCAAUCAAAGCAAGCUAGGUUGGCAAGAAGAUGCCAUCCAGUAGUGGGUCGUUAUUGGUUGCAUUGGCAAUUCUUCUUUCACUGGUUAUCGAAACAGCCUACUGUCUGAAAUGCGUCUACUGCAAGAGUGAUCUGUACGAAGAGGCAUGUGACGCAGUCGGGAAACAGAUAACGUGCAAUGAAGAGAACGCAGAGGAACAUUUCCGCUAUUUGCAGCGACUGGACAAGAGUUUGGAGAUGCCACGCCGAAACGAGGGCUACCAAUGUAUGAAAAUCAAGGUGGGCAAUCAUCGGCUGGUGAAGGGAUGCAUCUAUGCCAAUCUUAACGUUUGCCUCGAGUUCCGGAAGAGGGCUAAACCCUGCUCCACCUGUAUGGAUAACGAGUGCAACAGCCUGAAGUAUCGCGAUUACUAUCUGAAUUGAGUUGCGACAGCUGAGAAAAUCGAUACAGACAAGCUCGUUGGCUUCUAUGAGGAGUAAUGUGCUAACGAAAUACUCAAAAGUGGAUCUCAUACAAAUGUGUUUUUGCUGCUUAUCAACUCUUUCUGUGAUUUAGUGAGUUUUAUUUUUAAGAAAACCAUCAUUUCUCAACGCACAACCCUGCGAGGCUUAAACAAGUGAUUUUUCAACAGAAAUAUAAAUAUUUUCCGAGCUCAAAGAUCCUAGCCAAUUAUUUAAGUAAGGAUUUUUUCCAGGGCUAAUGCUGAUUGAUAACUAGCCAGUCCUAAUUCGCUCUCCUGAGAAACGCAAUCCCAUCAAUUACCGAUGGCAUCCCAUUCAAUCAUGCCUCAUUUCUGCCAUUCGAUGAAACAAAUUGCACCUAAUAAGCUAUAAAAAUAUCGUAAAAUUAUUCAAAACAGCAAUUUAUGAGCUAGACAAAUGCCAAUUUCCCCUUCGGAUGCUUCCUUCUGGAAAAAAA
This is a messenger RNA of Uranotaenia lowii, 964 nucleotides long. RefSeq lists its product as uncharacterized. NCBI's taxonomy places the organism in Eukaryota, Metazoa, Arthropoda, Insecta, Diptera, Culicidae. The transcript is spliced from 2 exons. The record is from RefSeq and is a predicted model, not a curated record. Bases 76 to 468 code for a protein of 130 amino acids.